GUUUGUGUUUGAGCUUGAGUUAAGUAGCUCGUUUGUGAUAACGUGAAGAUGAUCGAGACUAUUGUUCCGGCGUUUGCUGAACUUAGCGAGUUAGCUAGUUUAGGGGCUGGUGGAGGAGUGGUCUUCGCCACUGAUGAUUUCUUCGCGACUUGUGAGAACAUGAUAGCUGAUACGGAGCCCAUCUUCAUAGAAGACAAGUAUACGGAUUAUGGCAAGUGGAUGGAUGGCUGGGAGACUAGAAGGAAAAGGAUUGCGGGACACGAUUGGUGUAUCUUGAAGCUGGCUACUAAGUGUGUUAUUCGAGGUUUAUUGGUUGACACGGCAUUCUUCACGGGGAACUAUGCGCCGAAGUAUUCGAUACAAGCGGCGUGCUUGACCCCUGAAGAGGAGGAAUCCAUUCCAACAAGAGUAUCGAAAAUGGGCACGGCUUGCAACAAAUUCGACUUGAAACAUAUCGAAAGACUUAAGUCUGACAAAUGGGAUGAGUUAGUGCCCGUAACAGCUCUGAGGCCAGGCUAUGUGGAGACCAGGCUCAAUUUUCAGAAGGUCCUGAGCGACGAUGCCUGGACUCACAUUCGCGUGAACAUUUAUCCUGACGGAGGAAUUGCUCGCCUGAGGGUAUUCGGAGAAGCGAAACCAGAGCGGCCUCCAAGAAAUCAAAUUAUAGACCUAGUGUCUUUACUGAAUGGCGCCGCUUGCCAAGGGUUUUCAAACGCACAUUACGGACAUCCUAGAAAUGUAAUAAAGCCCUCAAAAGGCAAAUGCAUGUCGGAUGGUUGGGAAACUGCCAGGAGACUAGACAGACCGAACGUUAUUGAAGCUAAUGAUGAUGGAACGAUGAAAAGCACAGGGCAAGAAUGGGCGGUCUUCAAAUUGGGCUUCCCAGGAAACAUUAAGCAAAUUUGUGUGGACACCAACCACUUUAAAGGCAAUUAUCCUGACUCCGUGAAGAUUGAGGGGGCGUAUUUAGGAUUCGCCGAUUGGUACCCGGAGACAGAUGCCAACUGGUGUAAUAUUUUGAAGCCUAGUAAGCUAUCAGCCCAUAAUGAGCACUGGUUCGACUGUGAUUCGGGUAUCAUCACACACAUUAGAGUAACGAUGGCGCCAGACGGCGGUUUCAGCAGAAUUAGGGCGCUAGGAUAUGUCGACUCACAAAUUGUUUGAGGAAUUAAAACAUGCUCCAUAAAGCAACUCUGAUGGCUGACAAAGAAAUUUGACUGCGACUGUACUGGGAAGUUGAAAUUGUAGGGUACAGUCGUGCUCGGUGUUCGGUAUAUGAUGCACCUAUGCGCUCCGUAAUAUCACUGUUAGAGCUCAGUGAGCCAGCAAAUUGUUGUAAUAGUCUCAUAUAUUAUUCCGCACUAUAAGCUACCUAUAUUCUUCUUCAGUAAUUUUGUUAAGCUGCUUAAAAAUGGAUUGUAGAUGCAUUUUCUGCGCUGCCAUAAGAGUUGCUUGAUCAUGUUUUAUUUUGCCGUCCUGUAUUAUUAGGUUUAAAGUUCCUGUGUUGUAGAACUUAGUAAAAUGUUAAAUUAUGUAAAUCAAGGAAAUGCUUUGUGAAAUGGAAAUUCAUACUUUGUAAAUUAUAGUGAGUUGAAGAUUCUACCUUUAAAUAUAUCAACGUAGAUACUAGUACCAAAGAUUUCUGUAUGAAUGUUAAAUCUUGUAUUACUUAAAAUAAAUUUAGUAUAAGUAACAUAAAUAACUAAGCUAUUGAUAACUUUGAAAGAAACUUAGUGAAAUCAAUAUUAGAUACUCCUCCUCAUGAAUAUUAUAUGAGUAGUGACCUUGAGGUAAAAGUUUUAAUGUAUACCCAAAUAUUAUAUUAGGAACACGAAUAAUAGCUUUAUCUUUCAAAUAUUCAAUAUGUUGUUUUUAAGUAUUACUAAUAAAAUAAUAUUUAAUUUUAA
Molecule: messenger RNA, 1907 nt
Organism: Helicoverpa zea (corn earworm)
Lineage: Eukaryota; Metazoa; Arthropoda; Insecta; Lepidoptera; Noctuidae
Product: allantoicase-like
Exons: 8
Coding region: 49-1164 (371 amino acids)
Biological process (GO): allantoin catabolic process
Molecular function (GO): allantoicase activity
Source: RefSeq, a predicted model, not a curated record